Molecule: messenger RNA, 3370 nt
Organism: Trichophyton rubrum CBS 118892
Lineage: Eukaryota; Fungi; Ascomycota; Eurotiomycetes; Onygenales; Arthrodermataceae
Exons: 5
Coding region: 716-3370 (884 amino acids)
Biological process (GO): phosphatidylcholine biosynthetic process; phosphatidylethanolamine biosynthetic process
Cellular component (GO): cytoplasm
Molecular function (GO): ethanolamine kinase activity; choline kinase activity
Source: RefSeq, a predicted model, not a curated record
CAAGUUUUGUCCAGCGUCUUCUCCGUCUUUCAUCGUCUUUAAGCGCUUCUCUUUUUCUCGCUUUCAAGCUUCAUGGAGUACCCUGCUGGCUGAGUGAUACUAACCGUCCCAUAUAACUUAACUACAUACGGCGCACAGAGUCCUCCAGGCCGAUCCACGUUGGCUUUCAAGGAUCAAACGUCAAGCAUCAAGCUUAUGUAUUGAGCCUCCACUUUAAUCCAACCCGGCACUAGACGAUCGUCACACAAUCCUCGCUCGCUCGCUUACAUGCUCUCGCCUCUCUCUCACAAUCUCUCUCUGCCAGAAGAACUGACAAAACCUCAGCCUGUUCGCGGAAUCGGACUGUCUACUGGUCAAAAGAAGUGAUAUAAAGGCAUCGAGGACAAAGGGAGGGAAAACAAGGAAAAGAGAGGAACAGAAUAAGAGAAAGGAGUAACUAGCGUCCGGACAGAUAGCUACAUUCAUUAGAUUCUUGGUUUUCCUUGUUCUUUGGAGGCUGUUGGAAGAAGGGUCGCUGCUUUGCUUGCCUGUUCUAAUCUCUAUUUUCUCAUGGCAUCUUCUAUCUCCCUUCCAGAAUAUUGACCUGUUGUUGGACAAGAAACUAUUCUGUUCCGGCUGGUAUCUUUGGAGGUUCUCUUCUCUUUCUCUUAUUCUUUCUUUGUUUGCUUUUCUUCUACUUGCGCACAUACUAUAUACCACAGAACAGCGAGGAAGCAUGGAUAGCUCAACACGCCCUUCUACACAGAAGAACCUUACUCUCAAUACCAAAGAUAUAGAGCCAAUAUCUACAUCAGUAGCCACCAGCAAUGCACCAACAUCAGCACCAUCAACAGCACCUGUAGGUCAGUCAGGGGAGGAGCAGCAGCGGCAACAGCCUCAUACAACAACCCCAGAUACCACAGGGACUCGAAAGACCUUUCGUUCGGGGAAAAGGGGAGUCUCGACUCGACCGGGUCUACCAAAAUCUUCGUCCGCCUCCCUCAAGUCAGUAUCAAGUCAGAUCUCCCAUCUUAGCCUUGACCGUUCAAAUAGCGACUUGAGCACAAGCAGCAAUGCAAAUUCACAUAAUAACAUCACUGGGUUGCCAACAUCCUCCGCACCCUCGGAUGAGGACCGGCUGUCUUCAUCCAUCUCAUCAUUCCCGGCCCUACCACCACCCACCUCUGAGCCACAGUCGUUUCUCUUCCGCAGUAGUACAGCCGAUGAUGUCAGUAUACAGGCUCAGUACCAUGCUCUGCUAGGUCAGGUCCAUCAAUGGCUGCACCAAGAGAAGUCAAAACUUGGCCUACCAUCUACAUCUACUGCAAAGUCUCCCCGUUUGACACCACGAUCUACAUCUGUACCUCUCAAGGGGGAUCUGUUAGGUGACAAUUCUGCCUCUGGAGAUGCACAAGUGCCCGAAUCAACUCUAGCACUGGAGAAACUGGAGAAAAUCCUCUCGCAGUAUUCUACAGAUGGGUUGUCAGGAUCUCCUGGAGCGCCAUGGAGGCGAAGACGUGGCGGUUCAUGGGGCCAGGGGAAAAGAGGUUACGGCUUGAAGGGCCUCCGACGUGGCUCGGCGUCAGAUUCCGAUUACACAGAUAAUGAAAUGUCUGUUCCCAGUGCUGAUGUUGUACUUGAUAAUUCUAAAACACUUCUAUAUUCCGGUGGUGAGGCCGACUCGGACACAGCGACACAACCUGAGGGUAGCAAGCCUGCUACCAACAAAGAUAAAGAAUACUGGCUUUAUUUUAAGUCUGAGAUUGUUCGGUUGACGCAUACUCUUGGGUUUAAGGGUUGGAGAAGAGUUCCUCUCGACGCAGGGGGCGAAGUUGAAGUUGUUCGUUUGAGCGGCGCACUUACCAAUGCCGUAUAUCAAGUCUCGCCUCCAAAGGACAUGUCCAAAUAUUCUCAGUCUACUUCUAGCCAGAGCUUGCCUAGAAAACCUCCUCCAAAACUGCUUCUUCGUAUUUAUGGCCCUCAAGUCGAACAUCUUAUCGACAGAGAGCAUGAACUUCAAGUCCUUCGCCGUCUGGGGAAGAGGAACAUAGGGCCACGGGUACUAGGAACAUUUAAGAAUGGCAGAUUUGAGCAGUACUUACAUGCUCGUACACUGACAACUCGCGACCUACGUAUACCAGAGACAUCCAUCCAGAUCGCCAAACGUAUGAGAGAACUCCAUGAGGGUAUCGACUUACUGCCUGAAGAACGAGAGGGUGGCCCAGGUCUAUGGAAGAACUGGGACAAAUGGGUCAAUCGCUGCGAGAAGGUGACCACCUGGCUUGACAGCGAAAUCCUCGCAGACCACAAUGGAGGCAGAUCAGUCAAAGAGCCAUGGAGAAAACGAGGAUUCGUCUGCGGCGUCCCCUGGGAAACGUUCCGGGGUAUGGUUGAGAGAUAUCGCCAAUGGCUGGCUGCUAGCUUUGGUGGAAUGGAAGAGAUUACCCGUCGGUUAAUUUUUGCUCAUAACGACACGCAAUACGGAAACCUGCUUCGUCUCGAGCCAAGCGGGGAAUCACCACUAUUGCUUCCCGCCAACGAACAUAAGCAGCUUAUCGUUAUUGAUUUUGAAUAUGCGGCAGCCAAUAUGCGAGGAGCAGAGUUUGCCAACCACUUCACGGAAUGGUGCUAUAACUACCAUGAUGAGGACCGUCCUUGGAGAUGUAACACAGCCUGGUAUCCAACGCUUGAAGAGCAAAAACGGUUCAUCCGCGCCUAUCUCACUCAUCGGCCCCGUCUCAUCUCCGAGACAAACAACAGCACCUACCCCUCAGGCCAUAACUUAUCCACUAGCUCAGUGUCAAGUACCAUGACCACACCGGGCCUUAGACCGACAUACAUCAGUAGCCCCCGUGUUGCUCCCUUAAGCCUAGAUACAUAUAUCCCUUCCGUACCUUUCUCGAUAAGCGAAGACGACCAAAUCGAUGAAGAGCUCGAGGUAGAAGUACAAAAGCUGCUUCAUGAAGCUCGGGUCUGGCGCGUAGCUAACUCAGCUAUGUGGGUAGCAUGGGGUAUCGUGCAGGCCAAAGUCCCUGGUCUCGAGGCCGCCGUUGCAGGAACAAGCACUCCGGUAGCACAUACUUCUACAGCCGACGCGGCCAGCGGCAAGAACAACAAGGAAACUGCUCUAAAUAGCGAUGAGAGUACCGACGAUGCAUCUACCACGCCUACCCAAGAAACGGUAGAUGUGCAGAAGAUGCUUGCAGCUACUGACCAGGCGCUGCAGGAGGCGGAGGUCGACGAGGCUGCGGAUGAAUUUGAUUAUCUCGCCUACGCACAGGAUCGAGCAUUGUUCUUCUGGGCUGAUAUCCUGGCUAUCGGGCUGAUUAAGGAGGAGGAACUGCCUAUGGAGAUGCUUGAGCAUAUCAAGAGACGUAUUGUUGAAUAUUGA